Messenger RNA from Mizuhopecten yessoensis (Yesso scallop), 798 nucleotides. RefSeq lists its product as uncharacterized. The coding region runs from base 1 to 798 and encodes 265 amino acids. The transcript has a single exon. Lineage: Eukaryota; Metazoa; Mollusca; Bivalvia; Pectinida; Pectinidae. The record is from RefSeq and is a predicted model, not a curated record.
AUGUUGGGACGUCGUGUGAAAAAGAUAGGCAAGUUCAACAUAAAGACCCCAUCAGAUAAACGUGAAUGUUGUGCGCGUGGUGUGGUAUAUCUCUCGGAAGACGGCAUCGUGAUAAGCGACAGCCAUAACAAGAAGCUGAAACUGUUUACUGACAACGGACAGUACCUUGAUGAGUUGGUAAUGGAAGGAUAUCCCUGUGAUAUGUGUCUGGUGGACAACCACACAGUGGCCGUCGCAGUCUACAGUCCUGGUAGUGUCUGUGUCGUUGAAGUCGAAGACUCAAAACUCUCUCUAUCGUCUGGGAUUGAAAUGCCAAAUGAUAAAAACUGCUAUGGUAUAAUGCAUACUGAUGGUAGGUUUGUUGUGAGUACGGAAAGAGGAGAUAUAUACACUGUGACACCAGAUAAUAUAGACUUUAUAAACGGGUACAGGAAAGCAUGCUAUUCCAUAGCACAAGAUCCACUUACUAAAGACACUCUUAUCAGUGUCGCAAACGAAACCGAGGGAGAAUGUGCAGUAUCAAGACUUUCCGAUAACCAUCAGUACGUGAACACUGAACUGACGGUUGGUAUCGUGUGGCAUGCGGCGGGAUUAGACACUGAUACAGAGGGAAACAUCUACGUGUGUGGUAGGGAUUCACACAACGUCGUACAGAUGUCUGGGGACGGAACACACGUCAGAGAGCUGCUGACGGCAUCAGACGGAAUAGUCAAUCCAUGGGGACUAGCUGUUCGUGAUGAGACGAUGUUGAUUACAACUAAUAUUGGUUGUGAUGUCCGUGUGUUUAAACUCUACUAA